AUGGCCUCAGCGUACAAAUUGUAUCGAGUCGAGUACAAGCUUGCCCUGCAAGACCCCGAGUUCAAAGAAACGAGAUAUCACAACGUCAUCUUCGUCGAGACUGGCUCGGAUGGGUCUGGUUAUAAACACCAUGUCAACGGCGACGUCGUGUCUGAAACCGGCAUGACUUACUUGCGAGAAAUGGAAUCCAAGCCAGACCUAUUGGAGACCUUUCACGCCGUACAUUACCUGGGCUGGGUUACCUCGUCUAGCUAUCCAGAAGCAUUCGAUGCGCUUCUCAGGUCCCUCCCUACGCCGCCACGCCAAAGACGCUUCAAUAUACAAACCAUGAAGUACGAGCGGUGCGGUUCAGAUGGCGCGUUCUACGGACCAGACGAAAUAGCUCCUCCGCUUGUCAAAUGCACGGAGUGGACUCAUCAGACAGCGAUUCCAGCUUUGCUUCAAAAAGGUCUUAUCCAGACUUCGGAGUUUUCCCAGUCAACAUGAAUCAGGACAACGAAAUGGGGAUUCCAGACGGUCCUUGAGAUGGAUCUAUGGGUAGGACUCUUUUGAAGGGCAAACUUGGGACUCUUCAAUCUCUUGUAGAAUAUCAAGAAAAAUUGAAUUCAAAGUCAUAAUAUAUAUCCGAUGACCACGAAAUGUGUGCAUUUAAUAAGAAUUGAUAAUGUCAUAACUCUCGU
This is a messenger RNA of Eremomyces bilateralis CBS 781.70, 680 nucleotides long. RefSeq lists its product as uncharacterized. The transcript has a single exon. NCBI's taxonomy places the organism in Eukaryota, Fungi, Ascomycota, Dothideomycetes, Eremomycetales, Eremomycetaceae. The coding region runs from base 1 to 486 and encodes 161 amino acids. The record is from RefSeq and is a predicted model, not a curated record.